UUGCUGGCUAAAAGAUCUCUCCCUUCCCCAGAAACAACUCAUUUGUCUGCUUGGCCACCUCCUCCCACCCCAGGAACGGCCGCGCUUGGGUGCACGGAGCUCUUCCUGGCGGGAUGAAAGUCGACAGAUAAAACAUCAGCAUCAGGUCGCAGCAUUCCUCCCUCCUGGCCAAGCUGGCAUGACGGCGAUGAGGAGCUAAGCUGCGAUGCCUGGCCGGUGAUGCAAGGCUCGAUCUUUCCAGCACGGUUUUCCCUCGGGCUCCAGGCUCUCCCGCGGGUGCAGCUCGGGGUGGUUUGGGUGUGGAGCUCCGGCAGCCUCCACCCGCUCAGGACCCGGCCCUGGAAGCUGUGGAGUUGCAGGCACACUUGGAGCUUUCUUGGGGCUUUCUCGGUGUCCCAUCUCUGCCUUCCCCUCCCGCCUUCGCCGAGCCCCAGCUCCUCGCCCGGAGGAAGGGUGCACGUUGUGGGCAUCUCCCAUCCACCGAAAUCUAUGAUCAGCUCGGUGUGUGUCUCCUCCUACCGUGGACGCAAGUCUGGGAACAAACCACCCUCCAAAACAUGCCUGAAGGAAGAGAUGGGCAAAGGGGAAGAGUCGGACAAGAUCACCAUCAAUGUGGGUGGCACCCGGCAUGAGACCUACAAAAGCACCCUGCGGACUUUGCCGGGCACCCGCCUGGCCUGGCUGGCCGACCCCGACGCCCAGAGCAACUUUGACUUUGAUGGCAAAAGCAACGAGUUCUUCUUCGACCGGCACCCCGGGAUCUUCUCCUACGUGCUCAACUACUACCGCACGGGAAAGCUGCACUGCCCCGCGGACAUCUGCGGGCCGCUCUUCGAGGAGGAGCUGACCUACUGGGGCAUCGACGAGACCGACGUGGAGCCCUGCUGCUGGAUGACCUACCGCCAGCACCGCGACGCCGAGGAGGCCCUGGACAUCUUUGAGAGUCCCGAGCCUGGCGGAGGGGCUGCUGGAGAGGAGGCUGAAGAGGAAGGGGGUAGGGAGAUGGCCCUUCAGCGCCUGGGCAUGGAUGACAGGCCGCCAGGGGCGGCGGGGGCGGCUGGAGGGGGUGGCUGCUGCCGGAACUGGCAGCCCAAGAUGUGGGCGCUCUUUGAGGAUCCCUACUCGUCCAAGGCGGCAAGGGUGGUUGCUUUCGCCUCGCUUUUCUUCAUCCUGGUCUCCAUCACAACCUUCUGCCUGGAGACACACGAGGCCUUCAACAUCGACGUCAACGUGACGGAGACCCUGGUGGUUGGCAACACCACGACGGUGCUGCUGACCCACAAAGUGGAGACGGAGCCCAUCCUCACCUACAUCGAAGGGGUCUGCGUGCUGUGGUUUACCCUCGAGUUCCUGGUUCGCAUCAUCUGCUGCCCAGACAAGCUUCUCUUCAUUAAAAACCUGCUCAACAUCAUUGACUUUGUGGCCAUCUUGCCCUUCUACCUGGAGGUGGGUCUCAGUGGCCUGUCCUCCAAAGCUGCCCGGGACGUGCUGGGCUUCCUGCGGGUGGUGCGCUUCGUCCGCAUCCUCCGGAUCUUCAAGCUGACGCGGCACUUUGUGGGUCUCCGGGUGCUGGGCCACACGCUGCGGGCCAGCACCAACGAAUUCCUGCUCCUCAUCAUCUUCCUCGCCUUGGGGGUCUUGAUUUUCGCCACCAUGAUCUACUACGCCGAGCGGAUCGGAGCCAAGACGUCCGACCCCACCGGCAGCGACCACACUCACUUUAAGAACAUCCCCAUCGGCUUCUGGUGGGCCGUGGUGACGAUGACGACCCUGGGCUAUGGUGACAUGUACCCCAAGACCUGGUCGGGGAUGGUGGUGGGGGCCCUGUGUGCCCUGGCCGGGGUGCUGACCAUCGCCAUGCCCGUGCCCGUCAUCGUCAAUAACUUUGGGAUGUACUAUUCCUUGGCCAUGGCCAAGCAGAAGCUGCCAAAGAAGAAGAAAAAGCAUAUACCCCGUCCAGCCCCGCUGGACUCCCCCACCUACGGCAAAUCCGAGGAGAACUCGCCCCGGAACAGCACCCAGAGCGACACCUGCCCCCUGGCAGUAGAGGAGGGGGCAACUGAGCGGAAACGGUCAGACUCCAAGCAGAAUGGUGAGGCCAACGUGGUGCUGUCGGAUGAGGAGCAGCCGCUGUCGCCGACGGACGAGGAGAAGCGGCCAAUGCGGCGCUCCAGCACCCGGGACAAGAACAAGAAAUCCUCCACGUGCUUCCUGCUGGCCACGGGGGACUUCUCCUGUGCAGCAGAUGGAGGCAUCCAGAAAGAUUCCUGCCAGGACACCCUCGCUUCCAGUUACCCCCAGGGUGAGGUGGUCACCUUCUCCUGAGCCCCAGCUGGAUGCAGGCAGUGCCCUGGUGAGGGAUGCCUUCCCCAGGGGAUGCCUUCUCCGAGGGGGAAGCAGGCUCUCCCUAGGGCCACGGGAUGCUCUUCCUAAGGCUAAAGGAUGCAUUCCCCCAGGGAUGCUCUCCCCAAAGCCCCAGGAUGCUUCCCCUCAGGCUGGGACACGCAUUCCCCCAGGGAUGCUCUCCCCGGGGCCAAGGGAUGUUCUUCCCAAGGGAGAUGCUCUCCCCGGGGCCGAGGGAUGCUCUUCCCAAGGGAGAUGCUCUCCCCAGGGCUGAGGGAUGUUCUUCCCAAGGGAGAUGCUCUCCCCAGGGCUGAGGGAUGCUCUUCCCAAGGGAGAUGCUCUCCCCGGGGCCAAGGGAUGCUCUUCCCAAGGGAGAUGCUCUCCCCGGGGCUGAGGGAUGCUCUUCCCAAGGGAGAUGCUCUCCCCGGGGCCAAGGGAUGCUCUUCCCAAGGGAGAUGCUCUCCCCGGGGCUGAGGGAUGCUCUUCCCAAGGGAGAUGCUCUCCCCGGGGCUGAGGGAUGCUCUUCCCAAGGGAGAUGCUCUCCCCGGGGCCAAGGGAUGCUCUUCCCAAGGGAGAUGCUCUCCCCAGGGCUGAGGGAUGCUCUUCCCAAGGGAGAUGCUCUCCCCGGGGCUGAGGGAUGCUUUUCCCAAGGGAGAUGCUCUCCCCGGGGCUGAGGGAUGCUCUUCCCAAGGGAGAUGCUCUCCCCAGGGCUGAGGGAUGUCCUCCCCAAAGCCCAGGGGUGCUCUCCCCGAGGCUGGGACACGCAUUCCUCCAGGGCUGCUCUUCCCAAGGAGCUUCCUUUCCCCAAAGCUCCAGCUCCGUCCCCGGGGAGGGGUUGGCAGCUGGGUCCCCCCGAGAGGUGCCGCAGAGCAGCGGGGCCGGGGGGAGGCUGGGGACAGCCCCGUUCCCCUUUCUGGUGCCAGCCCUGCCACGGCCAUGCUGCCCCUGCACCCCCUGGGCCGCCUCCUCCCCUCGCCCACGCUUCUGGCUGCACCUCACCCUCCAGCUCUGGAGAUCCAGCUGCUCACCAGGACACCUCUGCCCGCGGCUGCGCCCGUGCUCUGACCCCCCAUCGUCACACGGCCACUGGGAACCUCCUCCAGGCACUCCAGGGUGCCAAAGGCUCCACUGUGGGUGCCACUCCAGGGUGCCAAAGGCUCCACUCUGGUGCCACUCUGGGGUGCCAAAGGCUCCGCUCUGGGUGCCACUCCAGGGUGCCAAAGGCUCCGCUCUGGUGCCACUCUGGGGUGCCAAAGGCUCCACUCUGGUGCCCCUCCAGGGUGCCAAAGGCUCCACUCUGGUGCCCCUCCAGGGUGCCAAAGGCUCCACUCUGGUGCCCCUCCAGGGUGCCAAAGGCUCCACUCUGGUGCCCCUCCAGGGUGCCAAAGGCUCCACUCUGGUGUCCCUCCAGGGUGCCAAAGGCUCCACUCUGGUGCCACUCUGGGGUGCCAAAGGCUCCGCUCUGGUGCCACUCCAGGGUGCCAAAGGCUCCACUGUGGGUGCCACUCCAGGGUGCCAAAGGCUCCACUGUGGGUGCCACUCCAGGGUGCCAAAGGCUCCACUGUGGGUGCCCCUCCAGGGUGCCAAAGGCUCCACUCUGGGUGCCACCAUUGCCCCCUCCCACGGGUGCUGAGCCCAGGGACACGGGGGGCCCGGCAGGGGGGUUGGGGCGCAGGGAUGGGGAUGGGAAGCAAUAGGAGGCCGAGGUGUGGGGAUCCCGGCUGGCCUGGAGGCGUCAGGGGCCUUCCAACGCUGUUCCAUAUCUCUGUGACAAGGCAAUACUACUCCUGUCUCCGUCUGUCCUGUGCGCAUGCCUGUCCAACGUGUAGAGUUCCAAUAAAGUCAUCCGUGAGCUGAGUCAGCUCCCGUA
Messenger RNA from Motacilla alba alba, 4213 nucleotides. RefSeq names its product potassium voltage-gated channel subfamily C member 4 (gene KCNC4). Gene Ontology annotation, molecular function: delayed rectifier potassium channel activity; protein binding. The transcript is spliced from 5 exons. Gene Ontology annotation, cellular component: voltage-gated potassium channel complex; axon; dendrite membrane. The record is from RefSeq and is a predicted model, not a curated record. Bases 220 to 2325 code for a protein of 701 amino acids. NCBI's taxonomy places the organism in Eukaryota, Metazoa, Chordata, Aves, Passeriformes, Motacillidae. Gene Ontology annotation, biological process: protein homooligomerization; potassium ion transmembrane transport.